ACUCCUCCGCGCGGUUCAGUUAAACGAGGCUCCAAACUGAACACACCACACCGCCGCAGCCGAGCCCAGCACAGCAGCAGCAGCAGGGCAUCGCACUCACCGACGCGGCCCGCCCGCCGCCGCCCGCGACGGCAAGUGCGAGGCCGGGCACGCCAGCCCCCACAGGAGGCGGCGCCACACGACUCCGGGAUCUCGAGAUCUUAGUAUCCCUAGAGAUGGAAGGAAGAAAGGCAGAUUCAUGGUAAACCCUGGUAAAUAUUCCUGGGAGGUCAGCAAGUGGCGGCCUGAUUAAGACUUCUACAACACUUUGAGGUUCAUCUCCAAUUAACUAGUGAUGCCGAGAAUGAAGGUCCCAAAGCGUUAUGUCAUAGUGUUGCUGACAUUCAUCUGCACCAAUGUCUGUUACAUUGAGCGUGUGGGUUUCUCGAUUGCGUACACCGUAGCAGCUGAUGCAAUCAACGUGAAUCAAGCAAACAAGGGCCUGAUACUCUCCAUGUUCUAUUAUGGCUAUGUUCUGUCGCAAAUUCCUGGUGGAUGGGCAGCUCAGAGAUUGGGAGGGAGACGUGUUCUGCUGCUGUCAUUUCUGUUGUGGUCUUUGAUAUGCGGUCUAAUUCCACUGGACCCCAACAGAGUAGUCAUUCUGGUCCUUUCUCGCCUUUUUGUUGGUGUAGCACAAGGUUUCAUAUUUCCUGCCAUUCACACAGUCCUGGCACAAUGGGUGCCACCGCAGGAGCGCUCUCGCUCAGUGUCGUUAACAACCUCAGGGAUGUACCUCGGGGCAGCUUGUGGCAUGCUGUUCUUUCCAAGUCUGGUGAAGCACAUGGGACCCCAAUCUGUAUGUUUAGUCGAAGCAGUACUUGGAGUGGCAUGGUCUGUAAUAUGGUUGAAGUUCUCCAGUGAGCCACCUCGCACUGACCUUCCAAAAGUGGCAAUGCCAAAAGUAGCAUCCCGGGAGAAGAUUAAGGCACAAUCAACAGGGGUUGUUGCACCUCGCACUGUAAAGAUACCAUGGCGAAGGAUUAUCUUCAGUCUACCUGUUUGGGCAAUUGUUGUGAACAACUUCACCUUCCACUAUGCCUUGUAUGUUAUCAUGAACUGGCUGCCUACCUAUUUCGAACUAGCCCUUAAGCUUAGCCUCCAGGAUAUGGGAUCGUCAAAGAUGCUUCCCUAUUUCAACAUGUUUAUAUUCUCCAACAUUGGUGGAGUGGUUGCUGAUCACUUGAUUACAAAGAGGAUCUUAUCAGUUACCAAGACAAGGAAGCUCCUUAACACCAUUGGGUUUGUUGUCUCGGCUGUUGCACUUAUGGCCCUUCCUUCAUUCGGGACGCCCUCAGGGACUGUGAUCUGUUCAUCUGUAUCCCUUGGUUUUCUGGCUCUAGGAAGAGCAGGGUUUGCGGUGAAUCACAUGGAUGUUGCUCCAAAGUUCGCCGGCAUAGUGAUGGGGGUUUCAAAUACAGCUGGGACAUUGGCUGGGAUAGUUGGCGUUGGCCUCACGGGAAAUAUUCUGGAGGCUGCAAAGGCCUCUAACAUGGAUCUGACAAACUCCGAAACCUGGAAAACAGUCUUCUUUGUUCCAGCAUACCUCUGUAUUUUUAGUUCAGUCAUUUUCUUGAUCUUCUCAACUGGUGAGAAGAUUUUCGAAUAGAGGAUGAUUAUUUUUGCCUUUUCUUUUCUUCUCAUUACGGCGAGGCAGGAUAGAAAAACGGGAAUCUCACAUAUAUUUUAUUCAUUAUCUGUAAGAUUUCAGAGCUCAGACUGCAUCCCACACAUAUUAAGUUAUGUUAUGUUAGGAAGAAUAACACUUCUCUGUGGUAAAUUGUGUUUUCUGGAAU
This is a messenger RNA of Triticum urartu, 1832 nucleotides long. RefSeq names its product putative anion transporter 7. Gene Ontology annotation, biological process: transmembrane transport. Gene Ontology annotation, molecular function: transmembrane transporter activity. The record is from RefSeq and is a predicted model, not a curated record. NCBI's taxonomy places the organism in Eukaryota, Viridiplantae, Streptophyta, Magnoliopsida, Poales, Poaceae.